This is a messenger RNA of Ruditapes philippinarum (Manila clam), 1718 nucleotides long. RefSeq lists its product as uncharacterized. Lineage: Eukaryota; Metazoa; Mollusca; Bivalvia; Venerida; Veneridae. The record is from RefSeq and is a predicted model, not a curated record. The coding region runs from base 148 to 825 and encodes 225 amino acids. Gene Ontology annotation, cellular component: extracellular region; lysosome. Gene Ontology annotation, molecular function: calcium ion binding. The transcript has 7 exons. Gene Ontology annotation, biological process: cell-matrix adhesion.
UUGUUUAACUUCCGGGAAGUUUACGUAACUUUGAAGGGCUAUAAAUGGAGAUGUGUUGGAGUUUAUUUAAAUAGAAAAAGAUAACAUUUUAAGAAGUACUUAAUAGCUAAGUGAGCAGUACAUUUUAAGUCGAUAAAGGAAACAAUCAUGGGAAUAAUCGUUCCAGUCCGUGACUCAUUGCUAGUUAUCAUACUGUUUGUUAUGUGGCCAUCAUGUCAUGCAGAUGUUUGCUGUUUUCCAAAACAGCUUGAAGGACAACUAAGUAUGCUUUAUUCAAGAGCGACUGGUUCUGACUUAUUUACUGAGAUAAAUAUGGAUGGUUCGUUCGACUGGACAAAUAAGAGAAUACGUGAAUAUAUUCCUGCCACUGGUUAUUUACAAUUACUCUUCUUCGGAAAGGGAGUUGGCUAUUUCAUCAAAAAUUCAACCUGCCAGGUGCAAAAACUUUCGCCAUUGUCAGACAGCGAGUUUUGUGUCCCUGACAGAGCUAAACGUAUGAAGAGUUACAAAAUUGGACUGAAAGAGAAGAUGACCUUUACUGACUACGUGUUUUCACCAGUGAAGAAGGGAAACAUAGGUCAACAAAUACGGACAAUUACUGAUGAUUGCGUGCCUGUUGUGGAUAUCUAUUUCAUGAACCGGAACAACUACUUUGAAAUGGUGACGUAUUCAUAUCAGAAUAUAACACCUGGUAUCAAAGACGAGAAGGUGUUUAAUGUACCUAGUUUCUGUAAAUCAAGUGUUCAGAGGAUGGGCAACACACAUGCUAAAGAGAAAACAGUUUUCUGGAACUCGUUUGGUUUCAAGGAUAAUUCUUUAGUGUAGAGCUCUCUUUUAAAUUUAUAACGUUUUUUGUCACAUUUUUAUCACAAUUUUAAGCUGUCUUAUAAUGUAUUAUCAAGCAAAAGAUAAGUAGAAAACAAUCUUCCUAAAUUAUCAACAUAUGAUUCAUGUUUGAAGUUUUAUCAGCUCUGAUACACAUGCAACUUUGUUUCCUAUUUGUUAUUGUAUCAUUUUUUUUGUUUUGCUUCCUUGUGGUUGUAAAAAUGACAUGCAACCUAAUAUUUUCCUGAUGCAUUCAAACACUUCAUAAGACUAGCUUAAUCAGCUUCCCCUGCAAAUAUUAGCAAUCUUUGAAAGAUUAUUUCAUUUUCCUGUGUUAGUGUAUAAAUGAUGAAGUGUCACUAAGCACCAUCAGUUAAAAUGGUAAAGAAUAAGCGACGUAAAACAUACGAAGAAUAGCGCACUGACAAUUGAAGCACUAAAGACACACUUUGAUUUCUAAGCAUACAACAAUGUGUUGUUUAUUUUACUAAAACAAUAUGCGACAAAAAAUUAAAACUAUUAACUAAUGAUCAAGCAUUUAUAUUAACCUCUAUCCUUAAGACAACAACGAUAGCAUGUCAGUGAACCUUAAAGAAUAUGGGAACAUAAAUCAACUAGGAAGUGCGGGAUUCAACCGAAUAAAAACAUAAACAGGCACAAAGACAAAGCAAAGACGAAGUUCAUUGUUAUUAACAAUAAAACAAAGAACUCGAUAAGUCUUCAUUAAUAAGGGAUAUAGUAACUAUACAGAGGAUAUUUGUUUGUUAUGCAUUAAGAUCAAAAUAUAUUUCACAGAGUAAACACCAAAUGUAUUAUUUUGACGAGUGACGUAGCUUCGAGUGAAAAUACAUGUAUUAAAGCUUGUCUUAAAUAAAAUCUUACAUACAAAACAA